AUGAGAGCGUCUCGUGUCUACUGUGCUCGACUGCGGCGCCUCACUCGUGGCGGCGUGCCCUUCCUGCGGCAGCAGCAGCAGCAGCCGGGGGAUCGAGCGGCGAGGUCCACCGCCGCGUGCCUGAGUGAUGCAGAGCAGGCGGCAAGUGCGCUUGCAUGUCGGCUGUUAGAGCGGCACCGGCAGCGUCGCGCGGCACGCCUGCAUGACGAGGCCACCGCGAGUUGUGGUGGUGCCGCGGUGGGGGUUGUCGCGCACCAGCCGCGGGAGGAAGUGCAGGAGGGGGCGGUGGCCAACGCCCUCGCGCGGCACAAGCGGCGACCCGCCGUAGACGCGCUCGCAGGCCACGGCAAAACCGCCGUCCUGGCGAACCUGGCGCGUAGCCUGGACGCCCGGCUGGCCGAGACGCGGGACCUCGUGGCGGCCACCGACCGGGAGUGGGAAGCGCUGACGGCGCGCAGCAGGGUGUCGGCGGCCUGCGCGGAUGCCGACACGCGCUCCGCCGUGCGUGCGUGGGUUCGGUCUUCCCGCACCGACGCCUCGGCGUCCCUCGCUGCGAAAUUCGCCGAGCACCUGACGCCGUUCGAUGCGGUGAUGCAGCGGUAUGGCGGUGCGGUGACGCAGCAUAGACCCCGCGCUGCGGCGUCGGAGGUCGUGCUCGGCUGGCGGGUGAACAUGCCUGCGAGCCUGACGCGGCGAGGCACCCUGCGCUGUGCGUUGGCACGAAGCGAGCAGCUGAGCCGCCGCAGUGAGUGGAGUCGCGUGCGGGAGCGUCAGCUGCCGUUGGGAACCCACUGCGGCGGCGGUGCCGGCGGGCUUAUUGAGGGUGGGAAGGAGAGAGAGGUGGAGAGCCCGUUGGCUGGCCGCGCUUGCAGCAGCCGGCCCUUUGCCUCUCCGGCGUUUCGCCGCUACUGCCUACAGUUUGGCGGUAGCACACUGCGGCAGGUGGCAUUCCUGGCGGACCCUGCGUUGUACUUUGUGCUGUGCAACUGGCGCUCAACCGGCACGGAGUCUCUGCUGGAAGUCCGCCAGAAGGCAGAGACGCUCACCCACCGCUACGCGUCCACUCUGCCGCUGCCUUGA
This is a messenger RNA of Trypanosoma conorhini, 1080 nucleotides long. RefSeq lists its product as uncharacterized. Bases 1 to 1080 code for a protein of 359 amino acids. The transcript has a single exon. The record is from RefSeq and is a predicted model, not a curated record. Lineage: Eukaryota; Euglenozoa; Kinetoplastea; Trypanosomatida; Trypanosomatidae.